Molecule: messenger RNA, 888 nt
Organism: Arachis duranensis
Lineage: Eukaryota; Viridiplantae; Streptophyta; Magnoliopsida; Fabales; Fabaceae
Product: protein FAR1-RELATED SEQUENCE 5-like
Exons: 1
Coding region: 1-888 (295 amino acids)
Biological process (GO): regulation of DNA-templated transcription
Source: RefSeq, a predicted model, not a curated record
AUGCACAAUCUCCUUGAUAUGGUUCAAAAUUUGGAGUUAGUCGUGCGAGAGUACCGAAAUAACGAAUUACUUGCACAAUUUAGAUCACUCCAUGGGAUGCCGAUUAUGACAACUUGUUUGGAUCCUCUUGAAAAGCAUGCUGCAGAUGUAUACACACGGGAGAUAUUCGUUGAUGCAAAGAAGAAAAUAGUGGGUGUCGGUGCAGUUAAUUUUGUAGCCAAGAUUAGACAUUCAACUACAAUGGUGUACACAUUGGAGGAAUAUGGCGACCCAGGUAGAGAGAUGAUGGUGUUAUACAAUAGGGUUUUAAGGAAAAUGGAGUGCCGAUGCAAUUUUGGGAGCCAAAAGGGAAUUCCUUGUUGUCCCAUGUUUUUUGUAAUGAAGCAUGAGCAUUUGACUCAAAUUUAUGAAAGGCUGGUACUGAAGAGGUGGCGCAAGGAUGCAAAGACGUUGGAUAAAUAUGCCGAGAUAACGGAAGUUGGUAGUGAAAGGAGUUUCUUGCUGCGCCAUGGUGCAUUUCAUGUAGCCGUACAGUGGAUGCUAUAUGUUGGAGCCAGGAGCCCAUCGUCGUUCACACAUGCUCUUAACGGUCCCCAUACAUCGUGUCAGGAACUGGAUAGAGGCCAUGACAAUGUCUGUCAGAAGAAAGCACACGAUAGGAUUGAUUUACAUGACCCUGAUGUGGUGAAGACCAAGGGUGUCCCUCGUGUUAGGAGGCAGGGCGGACGGAAGAGGCGCUGCAUUCGUUGCCGGAAAAUAGGGCACUACAAUGCAGACCGUGCCUUUGUUUCAAAAGCUGAAGACAACAAAGAUUUUGAGGCAACAAAUUUAGGGUCGGAGGGGUCAUCGCCAACGAAAAGGGUGAAAACGCCGCAUAUCCUUUCUUAA